AUGAAACCCAGCGGGAUACCCUUCUCUCGAUGGAUUCUGGUUCUCUGCGUCUGGAUAGCCCUAGCCGAUACCUCCCUGGCAUCGCUUGGUGACAGACUGCCGGAAUUUAAGGACUGCCUCGAGGUAGAAGCUAUUCCUAGCUGCAAGAAAGAGCACUGCGAGACAGGGCAGACUUCUCUCCCGAUACAUCUUCGGCUCCUGCUCUGGGACUGCCCUUCAAACUGCGAUUACUCCUGUCAACAUGUUGUAACCGACCAGCGGCUGGCCAGAGAUCCUCCAAUGCUUGAACCUAUUGUCCAAUAUCACGGAAAAUGGCCGUUCCACCGAGUCAUGGGCAUUCAGGAACUCUUCUCGACCCUGUUCUCCCUUUUCAACUACCUCGCCCACUACCGCGGUAUACAACAGGUGAAAAAACGCAUUCCUCAGACUUACCCGCUACGAAAAUACUACAUCUGGUUCGGCUACAUUGGGCUGGCAAGCUGGACGUUCAGCAUGAUUUUCCACACGAGGGACUUUCCCCUAACAGAAAAACUUGACUAUUUCGCGGCAGGGGCUAGCGUGUUGUACGGUUUAUAUCUGGCUGUCGUAAGGAUAUUUCGCCUGGACAAGCUCCGGCCACACUACAAGCCGUCGCUUUUACGAGGAUGGACGCUCUUUUGCGCGAUACUGUAUACCAUGCACGUCUCGUACCUCAGCUUUUGGUCCUGGGACUACACGUACAAUAUGGCUGCCAACGUCGCUGUGGGAAUCAUCCAGAAUUUGAUGUGGACUGCCUUUAGCUUCAAGCAAUAUAAACGAUACACGAAGUCUUGGACGGCAUGGCCAAGUAUGAUCGUUGGAUGGGUGAUUUUGGCUAUGAGCCUUGAGCUCCUGGACUUCCCUCCGAUUGGCGGGCUAAUCGAUGCCCACAGCUUAUGGCAUUUAGGCACAGUUAUCCCCGCCAUAUGGUGGUAUGCCUUUCUUAUCCGGGACGCAGAGUUUGACAUGGCCGGGGAACGCCUGCGCGCUUAA
Molecule: messenger RNA, 1011 nt
Organism: Nannizzia gypsea CBS 118893
Lineage: Eukaryota; Fungi; Ascomycota; Eurotiomycetes; Onygenales; Arthrodermataceae
Product: PER1
Exons: 4
Coding region: 1-1011 (336 amino acids)
Biological process (GO): GPI anchor biosynthetic process
Cellular component (GO): endoplasmic reticulum membrane
Molecular function (GO): hydrolase activity, acting on ester bonds
Source: RefSeq, a predicted model, not a curated record